Molecule: messenger RNA, 1779 nt
Organism: Ananas comosus (pineapple)
Lineage: Eukaryota; Viridiplantae; Streptophyta; Magnoliopsida; Poales; Bromeliaceae
Product: RNA-binding protein 38-like
Exons: 6
Coding region: 555-1394 (279 amino acids)
Molecular function (GO): RNA binding
Source: RefSeq, a predicted model, not a curated record
ACACCAAGGGGGAAAACUGAGAGAGAGAGAGAGAGAGAGAGAGAGCAAUAGCAAGAAGGGAGGUGAUCAUCAUGCAGCUGUCAUUCGAUAUCGAAACCCCUCAUGCAGCUGCGAGAAACCCCUUUUCACCUGUCGGAACUACCCCUUCGCACCACCCUCUCUAGAUUCCUCCCUCCCUCCCUCCCUUAAUUUCCCAGCUCGAUCCCUCUACUACUAUUUCUCUUCUCUCUCUCUCUCCCUCUCUCUCUCUCUUCAAAAUUAAGAAGCUAUAGGAACAUGGAAGGAGCUGAGACCACCAAAGAAGAGGAUCAAGAGAAAACUGCAACCCAUAUUCAUCCGAGAAAUUAACAUCGGUUUCUUCUUGCGUUAGAGAUAGACCCAACUAAUUAACUACUUCUCCGGCUAUGAUUGGGUGAAAUACAAAGAAACCCAUGUCUUCUUUUCAUUAGUAGAAAACCAAGCCCACCUCUCCCCCCCCCUUACUACAUCUAGCUAGCUAGCUAGCUAGUUACUGGAAAAUUAAGAGGCUGAGGUGGUGUUAUCAAUUUGCAUAGAUGGCUGCUUCUUCUUCCUCUUCCACCCCUUCUGCUUCCGGCGGCUGGCAGUUCCGGUCGAGGUUCGGCGACACGACCCACACGAAAGUCUUCGUCGGCGGGUUGGCGUGGGAGACCCCCGACGAGGAGCUGCGCCGCUACUUCGAGCCCUUCGGCGACAUCCUCGAGGCCGUCAUCAUCCGCGACAAGAACACCGGCCGCUCCAAAGGCUAUGGCUUUGUAACGUUCCGGGACGCGGAAUCGGCGAGGCGGUCGGUGUCGGAGCCGAACCCGGUGAUCGACGGCCGGCGAGCCAACUGCAACAUUGCCUCCCAGGGCCGGCCUCGCCCCUCCCCACCUCGAGGGAGAUCUCCAGCUGGGCCCCCAUACCAGGGCCCACCACAGACCAUGGGCCCACCAUAUAGCAGAGUGCCAGCCCAAAUGCCUCCUCCUCACCCACCAGUAAUCUACCCUACUCAAUUCGGGUAUAUGACCUACCCAUCUGAUUAUGGAUACCAACAAGCUGUGUACAAUCCUCAGAUGACUCCGCAAUACUACCAGAUGUAUGGGGCCACCUCACCAUCCACCGUGGGCCCUCCACCGUACCAUUAUACGGGUGUGGGAUACACCAUGCCAAAUCCAAGGACUAGUUUUCAAUCACCUCAGCACAGGCCGCAUCCACCGUACAUUCAGUAUCCGACGGCCCAGAUGGAGGGGCCGUUUCCUCCGCCAUCCUUGCCUUCUAACUUUCAACUCCAACACCCUCCUCACGUGAGACAACAACCCCUCAACAUAACAGAUUCUCAUGCCUCACAACCGCCGUCGGCGGCGGGAUCAAAUGCCGAGAGCACAGAUGCUUGAAGAAGCCAGUUUGCAUAUUUUUCAACUCUCACUUCAUUCAUCGACAUAUUUGGCGACUCGGAAGUACCAUGAGAAGAUUUAAUCUCGCUCAAAUAAGUGAUAUUAAGCAGAGAUUUUUUUUAAUUUUUUUAAUUUUUUUUCUCUCUUCCCCUCCUACAAAAGAUUCAUGACUAGGGCAAAGUGAAUUGGAUGAUCAUGAGUUGUGACAUGUGCCCUAGGAUAUUUACUAAACAAUCUUCAUUAUUUGUUUUUUGAUUAUUUUCAUUUUUUUUUUUUAUUAACAUUCUUGUCAGGCAUCUUCUCAAUGAAUCAUCUGUCGCGAGACAUUUCGAAUACCAUGCGAAGAAAUGUUGAAAAUUUUAAAUGUGGAUUCACAUUCGCGAUC